Messenger RNA from Venustampulla echinocandica, 1545 nucleotides. RefSeq lists its product as uncharacterized. Bases 1 to 1545 code for a protein of 514 amino acids. The record is from RefSeq and is a predicted model, not a curated record. The transcript has 2 exons. Gene Ontology annotation, molecular function: NAD+ binding. NCBI's taxonomy places the organism in Eukaryota, Fungi, Ascomycota, Leotiomycetes, Helotiales, Pleuroascaceae.
AUGGGUCCGCUCUCCACAAUUGGCAUGGAUCUCACUCCAGAGGGCGCUACCCAUGCGCGGGCUUCUAUCAAGGAGGCCUCUUUCAAGGUGAUCGAUCUAUCGUCGUCCCCAGAGGAAUCAGAGAUUGGCGAGGCGCUGGCCGGAGUUCCACGUGUUAACGGCGUCAACGGGGUUGAUGGCUCGGAGGACGAGUCAGGUGAUGCCAACAGCGACUCUGGCACUGGCGGCGACGACGACGAAAAUGAGGAAUGGGAGAUUGAGUCGAUCUUUGAAGACACGCUGGGUGAGAUGGACGAUCAACAGCUCUUUGAAAGUGGUCCCGAGGUCUGCACUUACGCGGAAGCAGUCGCGUUUCGAAGACAACUACGCGAUUUGGGGCCUGAGGAGUUCUGCAAAAGAACCGUAGAGGCUGGUACUAUUACCGCAAAGAAGCUGCUCACUGCCUUUAAUAUUCGUCCACCAGCUUUCUUAGAUGAUUCGCCAGACGACGCCUACUAUGGACUUCUCAGUCUUGGCAUAAGCCGAGAGCUAUCCAAGCGGAUCAAGAUUCCACUGUACAACACCAUCGAUGAUGCCGUGGAGCUCAUCAAAAAGUCGCGCAAUAUCAUCGUUCUCACCGGCGCUGGCAUUUCCACCUCCCUUGGCAUCCCAGAUUUCAGAUCCAAGGAUACCGGUCUUUACUCCAAGCUACAGCAUCUUGGCCUCAGUGAUCCUCAAGAAGUAUUUGACAUACAUGUUUUCCGAGAGGACCCUAACUACUUCUACACUGUUGCUCGCGACAUUCUCCCUUCGGGCGAUCGCUUCACCCCUACUCACGCUUUCAUCCAUCUCCUACAGCAAAAAGGGAAGCUGCUCACCAACUACUCUCAGAACAUCGACAAUAUCGAGGCAACUGUCGGUAUCCUUCCAGAGAAGCUCAUCCAAUGCCACGGUUCCUUCGCCACUGCUUCAUGUAUUGAGUGCAAGCACCAGGUGCCAGGAGAGAAGAUCUUCCCUGACAUUAGAGCGGGCCGUAUACCUCGAUGCGAUCGGUGUAUUGAAAACCUACGUAAGCUCCGAGCACCGGCUGCUAUGAAGCGCAAGCGGUCUGCAAAUGGUCAGGACAAGAAACGCCGCCGUCGAGAUGUAGAUUCAGAUUCAUCUGAGGAAGAGGACUAUGACAUCCCUGCUGUGGGAGUUAUGAAGCCAGAUAUCACCUUCUUUGGCGAGCCGCUUCCUGACCGCUUCUCAGACCGCCUCACAAAUCAUGACAAGGACAAAGUGGACCUCGUCAUUGUUAUUGGCACCUCUUUGAAGGUUGCGCCUGUCUCAGAAGUUGUACCAUACCUUCCGUCCAACAUCCCGCAAAUGUACAUCUCGCGUACACCAGUCUCACACGUCAACUUUGAUGUCGACAUGCUUGGAGAUUGCGAUGUGGUAGUUGCAGAGCUCUGCCGCCGCGCUGGAUGGGAUCUGCAACACCCUAUGAUUCCUGAGGAUCAGAAAGUGGAGGUCACGCUACAAGAAGGAUUUCCCAGCCGUCAUGUUUUCACGAUCAAGGAGUAA